This is a messenger RNA of Pogoniulus pusillus (Red-fronted tinkerbird), 4771 nucleotides long. It is a transcript of the gene LMNB2, whose product is annotated as lamin B2. Lineage: Eukaryota; Metazoa; Chordata; Aves; Piciformes; Lybiidae. Gene Ontology annotation, biological process: nuclear migration; nuclear envelope organization; protein localization to nuclear envelope. The record is from RefSeq and is a predicted model, not a curated record. Gene Ontology annotation, molecular function: structural constituent of cytoskeleton. Gene Ontology annotation, cellular component: nuclear lamina; nuclear envelope. The coding region runs from base 287 to 2086 and encodes 599 amino acids. The transcript is spliced from 12 exons.
CGGGCGGCCCCGCGCUGCUCUCACACCCGCGGCCGCCACUGCCCGCCCGCAGCUGCGCCUGGGCGCACAGCGCCGCUCGGCCUCGCCGGGCAGGCCACAAGCCGGAGGGCGCCGAGACUGCAGCUCCCAGCGCGCCCCGCGGCGCGGCCAUCUCGGCGCCCAGACUCCAUUUCCCAUGCGGCGCGGCGCGGGGCCGCCGGCCGCCAUCUUACACUGCCUCCGCCCCCGGUGCGGCCGGAUUGAAUGAGCCCGGAGCCCGCUGCCCGCCGCCCGCCGACCCAGCGCCAUGUCCGCCACCCCGAGCCGCGGCACCCCCGGCGGGACCCCGCUGUCGCCCACACGCAUCUCCCGCCUGCAAGAGAAGGAGGAGCUGCGGCAGCUCAAUGACCGCCUGGCCAUUUACAUCGACCGUGUGCGGUCGCUGGAGCUGGAGAAUGACCGGCUGCUGCUGAAGAUCUCCGAGAAGGAGGAGGUCACCACCCGGGAGGUGAGCGGGAUCAAGACUCUGUACGAGUCUGAGCUGGCUGAUGCACGGAGAGUUCUGGACGAGACUGCCAAGGAGAGGGCCAGGCUACAGAUUGAGAUAGGCAAGCUGGGAGCAGAGCUUGAGGAGUUCAACAAGAGCUAUAAGAAGAAAGAUGCAGACCUGUCGGUGGCUCAGGGCCGCAUCAAGGACCUGGAGGUGCUGUUCCACCGCAGCGAGGCCGAGCUCAACACCGUCCUGAACGAGAAGCGCAGCCUGGAGGCGGAGGUGGCCGAUCUGCGGGCACAGCUCGCCAAGGCUGAGGAUGGUCAUGCUGUGGCCAAGAAGCAGCUGGAGAAGGAGACACUCAUGCGUGUGGACCUGGAGAACAGGUGCCAGAGCUUGCAAGAGGACCUGGACUUCAGGAAGAAUGUCUUUGAGGAGGAGAUCAGGGAAACCAGGAAGCGCCACGAGCACCGCCUGAUCGAGGUGGACACCAGCCGCCAGCAGGAGUACGAGUCCAAGAUGACCCAGGCCCUGGAGGACCUGAGGAACCAGCAUGAUGAGCAAGUCAAGCUCUACAAAAUGGAGCUGGAGCAGACCUACCAGGCUAAGCUGGAGAAUGCCAAACUGUCCUCUGACCAGAACGACAAAGCUGCCGGCGCAGCUCGCGAGGAGCUGAAGGAGGCUCGCAUGAGAAUAGAGACCCUCACCUACCAGCUCUCCAGCCUGCAGAAGCAGGCCAGUGCAGCAGAGGAUCGUGUCCGUGAGCUGGAGGAGAUGAUGGCUGGGGAGAGGGAGAAGUUCAGGAAGAUGCUAGAUGCAAAGGAGAGGGAGAUGACAGACAUGAGGGACCAGAUGCAGCUGCAGCUCACAGAGUACCAGGAGCUGUUGGAUGUCAAACUGGCACUGGACAUGGAAAUCAGUGCUUACAGGAAACUCCUGGAAGGAGAAGAGGAAAGGUUGAAGCUGUCUCCGAGUCCCUCCUCCCGGGUCACCGUGUCCCGGGCUACCUCCAGCAGCAGCAGCAGCAGCACCUCCCUCAUCCGCUCCUCCCGCGGCAAGCGGAAACGCAUCGAGGCGGAGGAGCUGUCCGGCAGCGGCACCAGCGGCAUCGGCACCGGCAGCAUCAGUGGCAGCAGCAGCAGCAGCUUCCAGAUGUCCCAGCAAGCUUCAGCCACAGGAAGUAUCAGCAUAGAGGAGAUAGACCUGGAGGGCAAAUACGUUCAGCUGAAGAACAACUCGGAGAAGGAUCAGUCUUUGGGUAACUGGAGACUGAAAAGACAAAUUGGAGAUGGAGAAGAAAUUGCUUACAAAUUCACUCCCAAGUAUGUCCUCAGAGCUGGGCAGACUGUAACAAUCUGGGGUGCAGAUGCAGGAGUGUCUCACAGCCCCCCCUCUGUGCUGGUGUGGAAGAAUCAAGGCAGCUGGGGCACCGGAGGGAACAUCCGCACUUACCUCGUCAACUCGGAGGGAGAGGAGGUCGCAGUGAGGAACGUUACCAAGUCCGUGGUGGUGCGAGAGAACGACGAGGAAGAGGAUGAAGCAGAGUUUGGAGAAGAUGACCUUUUCAACCAACAGGGGGAUCCCAGAACAACCUCUAGAGGAUGCUCAGUGAUGUGAAGAAAGAAAAAAGAAGAAACUCUUUAUUUGCUCUUUCUCUUCAUUUAUUUCCUUUUAUUUUUGCUAUUUUUUCCCCUCCAGAGCCACUGAAAACUAUUUUUAUAUGCAUCAUCUGAUUGCUUUCAGGUUUACUCCUGGGUACAUUUUUAUAAAAAGAAAAUAGCAAAAAAAAAAAAAGACCUUUCCUGAGCAGAACUUGCAGGAUUUUUAACAGAGCUCUUUAUUUUCCCCUCUCUCUUCAAACCCUCUAUUGGAAUGCAGCAGUUUUUAACACACUCCCCCUCAGACAGAGUCGAAAGUCUUCUGUACAGGUCAGCAGCAAAGAAGUCUUUAGCUGAAAUGGGAUGAGGCUCCCUGAGUGUAUGGUAGAAGCUGUGGCUGCAGAGGUAACCAGGAGAGCACAAACCCCUCCCCAGACCACAAAACUAAGCAAGCAAACAAAAACCAAACACACAAAAAUCCAAACAAACAAAACCCCAAACAAACAACCCCCCCCAAAAAAAAUUCCAAACAAACAGAGCCCUUCAAAAUGAAAUGAAGCAACCAAGCAAAGCCCACUGUAAGAAAGUGUUUUCACCUGCAGGAGGGAUUCCCAGUGGUGUCUCCUUGCCUGGUCCCCUCAGCAGUGCCCUCAUUAGCUCAGUGCUGCUGCUCCAGCAGUGCUGUCCAAAGAGGAGCUGCAUUUUGGAUGCUCUUGGCUCAGGCUGCUGGCAUCUUGUGCUACCCCAGGGUCUGGCAGCUUAGUGGCAGAGCAGCUGAGCCUGCCAGCAGCUCCCCUCUGUGCUGUGCUGGCACGGAGAGUGGGGGCUCUGCUCACUGGGCACUGGCAGCACCCUGGGUACCAGCCCCAGCGCUGAGCCUGCCAGCAGCUCCCCUCUGUGCUGGCAGACAUGGAGCGCUGACAGCCCCCUAAGGUGUGGUGGUGCCAACCCCAGGCUGGUGUUUGCAGGGGGGGUUGGCAUUGUCCCAGGUGAGGCUCUGUUAAAUCACAGGCAGGAGCUGUGCUGUGCUCUCAGCCUGAUGUUAAGCAGCAUGACUGAAGGCCUUUGGCCUGCUCAGCCCUGAGCAGUCAGCUCAGAUUUUAGCUGUUGAACCUCUCUUGCCUUUGGCAUGGCUGAAAUUGGCCAUUUUAAAGGUUCUCUCUGUACCUGUUGGCUUCUUUUAAUCAGAGCUGGAUGCAGCUUGCCCACACUUCUCUGUUCAGAGGGGCCCUGUCAGGUGUCCUCAGGAGCAGCAUUUGCAGAACAGGACAGAAAGAGGUGAAUUGCCUUUUUUAACCACUUAGCAGGAGCUGCUGCUGGCCAGGCCACAGGCUCGGAGUGUUGAGAUGCCCCAGGGAGAGGCACAGCCAGGCUGAGGGCAGAGUGCCCUGUGGCAGCAGCAGGUGGCUUUUACUUCAGGAUGCUGCACUUGCUGCCUGGCAGUGUCCCUUUAGCUCAGUGUUUCUGCUGCUGCAUCUCAGUGGAGGUGACUCUGGCUUGGAUUUCACGUAGCAGUGCAUCUCCCAGCACUUGACUGCUCCAAAGAAUGUAUUGGCUCCUGUCCAAGCAAACCUGGGGUUUGGGUUUGGUUUCUGUCUUGUUUCUGGUUUUUUUCCCUCCAGUAGUUCUUAGGUUGGAUACAAGAUUUGGAUCCUCUUUGAUGCCAGCAUAGAUUCCUGUUUUUUACCUGCACUCUUGAACUCUGAUCUUGUCGUUCGAGGAGUUUAGACUCCUCCAUCAAGCUCCAAGGUUCGGUGUUUUCGGUGGCUUUUGGACAUUCUGUUCUCUGAAGAGUUUUGUGACUGACAGAUAUAACCUAGGAGGUCAGAUUAGUGGCUUUGGCUGAUGGCUUUGUAAUGCAAGCAGGGUGGGAACACAAAGGGGUUGCAAAAGCUUAGGGGUUUUAUUUUGCCAUUUGAAAAGGAGAAACAAUCCAAGUGCUGCUUUCUCUGACGUCGCUGAAGUGAAGCUGAUGGCGAUGCAGAGACCUCUUGGGAUCCAUUCCCAGCAGGUCAGCUGGACAAAGCAGUGAAGAUUUAGCUGUUGGGGCUAACCUGGGGUCUCCUGUGGCCCUCUGGUUGGUUGUGGGUUGUUUUUUCUCAUGUAAUUUUCCCACUCUGCUUGAGUAGAAGGUUAAAUAUGUAGUAAAUAAUGUCUCUCUCUCUCUCUCUCUGUAAAAUGUAUCUAGUGAAAUUAUGUUUCUCAGACAUACUGUUACCAAUUACCUGUUCUCAAUUAGCUGUUUGCAAACGAAUGCAAUCGAGGUAGAAGCAUUUUUGCAGUGCACCUUCCAACCACUGGACAGCAUUUCCCUGUCUGACCCACAGCUUCUAGCAUAGAGCUGCAGCAUGGUUGAGGGCUUUGGGCUUGCCUCGGGGUAGUUUUGUUUCCUUCUCCUCCAGCUGUGUAUUUAUUUGGGUUUACAUUGGCCAGUUUUCAGGUUGCUUCCUCUUGGUGACUGUUCUGUGACCUUAACUCCAGCACUGAGUGUGGAGUUCAUUUGCAUAGGUUUUUCUGUGACUUUUUUCCUCCAGAGAUUUGGGGCUAGCAGAGGCAGCUGGAAUGAGGAAAAAUCCUCUUGCUACCUGAGCCAUAGUUUUCCUAACAGCUACUGUGAGGGGAAUGUGUCUUGGAGCCUUAAGGACUGGUGCUGGCAGCUCCUCUGUCAGCAGCACCCUGCCCUUCAGGAACAGGCUGCUGAGGC